AUGGGUGAUGAAAAGGAUUAUAAAUGUCGGUUAUGUUUGACUGAAAUCGAAAAGAGCGACAACUACUUCUCCGUCGACGACAGGGGUAUUCGUGAAAAAAUGACGCUGAUUUUCAACUUUCCGAUCGUGCCGAUGGACACAUUGGAUGUGAUAUGUAAAGGGUGCGAUGCGAAGGUGGCGGACUUUCACGCCUAUCACGAGCAGGUUAGGCAGAAUCAGGACCUGCUGUGGAGGUCCGGGAGUGUGCAGAAGGAGGAAUGUUUCGAGACGGUGAAACUGGAACCAGCCCCUUUGAUGGACUAUGAAGACUUUGAGCAGCCGAUAGAGUUGCUGGAUGACGACAAGCAGCUUGCCGUAAAGGGAGAACCGAAUGACGAUGAUCCGAUGGCUUCCGGUAGCAACAGCACGCCACCGAGUGAAUGUACCGUGAGCGAUGAGGAACCGGAAACGGAUCCGAUAAUGCCCCGGCGAAGGGCAAAGCGACGAAAGCUAAGCGAUGCGACCGCCGGCCGCCAGCAAGAGCCAACAAGCCGAGCGAGCAUCAAGGAAGGCUUCGAAGAACAGAACCGGCGUUUGCAGGAGUUCUACGAGAUGAAGUGCGAAUUGUGCCACGAGAAACUGGACUGCUUUACGUCGCUGAAAAAUCACUACCACAAGCAGCACAAAGUGCAGGGCUACAUAAAUUGUUGCGGACGAACGUUUAGCAGCCGGUACCGGUUGCUGGAGCACUUAUCGUUCCACGUCGGCUCGAGCAUGGUCCGGUGCGAUAUCUGCAACAAGAGCUUCAGCACUCGCAGCUACCUGCAAGUGCACAACAGCCGGAUGCACGGGCGGGCAGAGGACCGGCCGUACAAGUGCACACAGUGCCAUCAGUCGUACGCCCUGGAGUGUCAUCUGAAAGCUCACAUGGUAACGCACGUGCGGGUCAACUGUGAAAUUUGCGGCAAGCUUCUGGCGAGCAGUCUAUCCCUCCGCGUGCACAUGGUCAACAUUCACGGCAAGCGGGAAAACCUGAUAUGCGAUAGCUGCGGCAAGGAGUUCCGGACCCGGCAGGCGUUCGACAGACACGUUAACCUACACCUGGGCAUCGAUCCGACGGAGCAAGUCCAGUGUACUCUGUGCUCGAAGUGGCACCGAAGCAAACGGGCUCUGAAGGUUCACGUGCAGCUAGUACAUAACGAGGCAGGACAGACGUUCAAGUGUGACCUGUGUUCCCACGAGAGUCCCAACUCCCGGGCCAUGGCAAACCACAAGCAGCGAGUGCACGUUGGUGAGCGGUUUGCGUGCGAAGUUUGUGGCAAACGCUUCAAGCGGCAGCUCUACCUGAAGGAGCACAUUGCGCUGCACACCGGCAAACCGCUCUACUCGUGCGAAAUCUGUGGCGCAACGUUCAAUUCCAACGCGAACAAGUACUCGCAUCGGAAAAACAAACAUCCGGUCGAGUGGGAAGCCCGCCGGAAGCUGCUGCAGCAAGAGGCGAGUGGAUGAGGUGAGGCGAUCGCCCGUGACGGAAUGAUCAAGAUCUCAGGCGGCUUGGAGAUUGUACACUUUAUUUAGGUUACUUGAUUCACUAAAACUAAAACUUAUUAAACAAACAUAUU
Anopheles cruzii is the source of this 1601-nucleotide messenger RNA. Its product is annotated as transcription factor grauzone-like. Gene Ontology annotation, molecular function: DNA-binding transcription factor activity; zinc ion binding. Bases 1 to 1488 code for a protein of 495 amino acids. The transcript has 2 exons. NCBI's taxonomy places the organism in Eukaryota, Metazoa, Arthropoda, Insecta, Diptera, Culicidae. The record is from RefSeq and is a predicted model, not a curated record. Gene Ontology annotation, cellular component: nucleus.